GGUACAUUUUGUGGGCGGAGAAAUUACUGAAGGAAGGAAGGAAAUCGCAAGACGUUCUCGGCUUCGUACUGGGGACACGCUUUGGGAUCUGCAUCACUGUCAGUAUUUGUGGGAAAAGGUGUUAUGGCUGGUAGCACCAAUAAAACGGUCUUCGAGAUUUUUCAAACAAUGGAUUACGGACCAUCCAGUUCGAGCUUCUCCACUGCCCAGUCCUGGCUGGAGCAGCAGAGGGGUUCCCUCGGCCUGUUUGUGGAGGGGAAGUUCGCCCGGCCAGCCGACAGGCAGACACGCAGCCUAACAGACUCCACAGGCAAGACGGUGGUCAGCUUGAUGUGUGCAGUGGAGGAGGAUGUGAGUGCCUGUCUCUCCAGUGCAGCUAAGUGUGCCAAAGGGUGGAGUGAGCUUAGUUGCCACCAGAGGGCUCAACCUUUCCUGAGGUUGGCGAGUGCAGUUCAGAAGCACAGCCAGUGUGUGUCUGAGCUCUGCGAGCUCUCCCAGUCUCCCUGCUCCCCUGCCGCGCUGGUGCGACUGGCCCAGUACUACACCAGCUGGGCUCAGCUCCGGGACACCCUCAUCCCCGACUGGACGCCCAGAGGUGUGGUGGCAGUGAUUGGAUCUGAUGACUCCUCACUGUAUUCCCUCUGGCUCAAAGUCUUACCAGCUUUAGCUGUGGGUAACACUGUUGUGGUGGUCCCUGGGAUGUCAACGGCCCCUCCCUCUCUCCUAUUGGCUCAGCUCUUUGGAGAAGCUGGACUUCCUGUUGGAGUGCUGAAUGUGAUUACAGGAAGUGAUGUGUCUCUAGGUGCCAAAGUAGCGCAGAAUCCCAACGUAGCAUAUGCAACAUACACUGGCAACAAACAGGAUGGAGAGACACUGUGUAGGCAGACGGCAGGUUGGGGGGUGCCAGUUUCUCUGUCCCUUCCUCUUGACUCUGUGUGUCCAUACAUUAUCUUUGAGUCUGCUGACAUUGACAGCGCUGUGGAUGGCGUCAUGGAAACAGUCUUCAAAAAGAGGAGAGAGUACCAGUGGGUGCUGUACGUGCAGGAGUCAGUGCAGGAGAGUGUGGUGGCUCGCCUGAAGCUGCGCCUGGCCGGGAUGAAGAGUAUCCCUCUGCAGUCCGACGCCCACAGAGCUCUGGUGGACGCUGCAGUGCAGGAGGCUGUGGGACAGGGGGCGACAAUCAUCCAGCCAUGUUCUCCACCUCCGUCCGGUGCCCUCUACCCGCCGACCCUGCUGUCUGGGGUCGCCCCGUCUUGCCAGUCGGUGAUCUGCCCUGCGCCCGGUCCUGUACUGCCCCUUCUAACGUUCCGCAGUGCUGGAGAGGGAGUUACUCUGGGGAACCACAGCCCUCAUGGCCAGGCUGCCUCCGUCUGGACAGAAGACCUGACUUUGGCUCUGGAGACCACCAAGAGCCUGGCAGUGGGCACCGUGUGGGUGAACUCCCUGGGCGUCUCUGACCCCUCGCUCUCGCUCUCAGGAAGGAAGCACAGCGGCAGCUGCACAGACGGAGGAAGGGAGGGCCUGUACCAGUUCCUGCGGCCAUCCCACUCCUCCCCCCUGCCCCGCUCCUCUCCCUCUGCCCUGGACUACGCAGGCUUUGGCGCAGCUGCAGCCAAGGUGUCCGUACCUGAGGGAUUUGACCCUUCCAGCAUCCCUCGCUCCUACUCCCACUUGGUCGCGGGGCGUGCGUGCAAAGCUGACUCCGGCUGCAGUAGGUCUGUCCUGUCACCGGAGGGCGCUGUGCUGGCCCACUGCCCUGAUGGGGGACGCAAGGACGUUAGGAACGCUGUGGAGGCAGCCAUGAAGGCACAGCCAGGCUGGAUGAAGAAGAGUCCUUCUGCACGUGCUCAGUCCCUCUACUCUCUAGCUGGCCUCCUUGCCCAGAAGAGGCAGCCACUGGCCACAUCGAUUCAAACCCAGACCGGCCUCUCUCCAGAGGAGGCCACGCAGGAAGUGGACCUCAGCGUUUCCAGGCUGUACGAGUGGGCGGCUCGCUGUGACAAAGAUUUGUGUGGAGUGCCUUUUCUCCCUCAGUCAGGCUCUGCUCUGUCCAUGUCUGAGCCAGUUGGAGUGAUUGGCGUGGUGCUUCCUGACUCUAGGCCCCUCUUGCCUUUGGUUUCAUUGAUGGGGGCAGCAGUUGCCAUGGGCAACGCUGUUGUGAUGGUGCCCAGUGAGAAAUACCCACUGCCCGCACUGGAGUUUAUUCAGACGCUUCAAAGUUCUGAUCUUCCAGGGGGCGUGGUUAGUGUAAUCACAGGAAGCAGAGAUCAGUUGACACAGGCGAUAGCCAAUCACAGCGUGAUCCAGGCCAUAUGGUACUGGGGCAGUAAGGAGGGAUGUCAGUUCCUGCAGCAUACCUGCUCUAGCCCUUUGAAGCGCCUGUGGCUCCACUGUGAGGGCGACGAGGGGAAACCCGGCGGCGGAGCCCCCUGGACCCUCCCCCAGCCCUCGCUCAUGGAGGACAUGUGGAGACAGGCCGUGGUCUGGAAGAGCGUGUGGAUCCCGACGGCCUAAAGAAGAGCCGAAGUCUGAAGUAGUCUGAAGUGAUGCACUCAGCAGGGAGCAAUGAGAUUAAAGAAGAGUUGAAUUAAUGUUCCUUUUUUCAGGAAGGAGGGCACGGGGGGAUUAUUUUAGGUUAUGGCAGGGGCAGAGAUUGCGUAACACACUGAGCUACAUGUGAAACAGACAUUUGGACAUUUGAUUUUUUUUUCAGAUGGGGAUCAGGAUCAAGCGUACACUUCUGUUUUUGUGUGGUCACAUGGGAGACUCUGGCUGUAAGGAAUGAGGAACAAAGGAUGUCCUCGCGUUAAAGCAUGUGACUUUUGGUCUUAAAACGCAUCUUGUGAAGGAAAAACAAAUUUCCCCUUGGUGGUCUACAUGUCUUUCUCACAGUCAGAGCUUCUGCAUCAGUAGAUGUGAACAUGAGUCAUAAUUUGCUAAAUCAUCCAUUUGGAAAACAACUGAAAACCAGUGAAAAGAGAAGACGAAUGUUGGGCUAAGAACUCACAGGAAGCUCUUUAAGAAAUGCUACCUCUAACUCUGCAGUGCCAUUACCCAUACAUGAUUAAAUGUUCCCAAAGGGAGCAUACCUCAUUUAGUUCAACACACUGCCUUAACAAUUUAGAGCUAACAUUGAAACUGGGAUUUUGGGGCGCUGCUAAAAAUUAAAUGGACUCGGCUCAAAUGUUUGGAUUAGAUUCUAAUAAUAUGCUACAUAUAAAACCGGAUGAGUUGAAAGAUAGAACUCACAGGCAGAUUUCUGAAAAUGUGUCUUGAAGAAUCCCUCAUAUUUUCAGACCUGUCUCUGAUGUGAAAAUAAAGAACAUUUCUUGGA
Messenger RNA from Sardina pilchardus (European sardine), 3334 nucleotides. It is a transcript of the gene aldh16a1, whose product is annotated as aldehyde dehydrogenase 16 family, member A1. The record is from RefSeq and is a predicted model, not a curated record. Gene Ontology annotation, molecular function: oxidoreductase activity, acting on the aldehyde or oxo group of donors, NAD or NADP as acceptor. Lineage: Eukaryota; Metazoa; Chordata; Actinopteri; Clupeiformes; Clupeidae. The transcript has 18 exons. The coding region runs from base 124 to 2514 and encodes 796 amino acids.